AUGACAUGUUAUUAUGAUACGUUUAGUAUCCAACGUUCAGUAAAACAGUUGAAAAGCGAAUAUAAAAAUAUUAAUUUUAUAUUAAGUUUGGGUGGUGAUAAAGAUACAAUGCAACCAGAAAAAUAUUUGCAAUUAUUGAAAAUUCAUAAAAUAGUGUCGAAAUAUAAAUUUGAUGGUUUCGAUUUGGCCUAUCAAUUACCGAAAUAUUAUGAAAACCAAACGUCAGUUGCGGAAGAAAAUGCAAGGAAUAAUUAUCCAUUGAAAAUGACACAAUUAAUUAUAACCUUAAAAUCCAUCUUGGCUAAGGAUAACAAACUGUUGUCAUUGACUGUUCUGCCAAAUAUUAAUGUAAAAUCAUUUUAUGAUGUUCCAGCAAUUAUUGAUAAUAUAGAUUUUAUUACCUUGGCGGCAUUUGAUUAUUCAACACCCAAACAAACCCACAAUAUGGCGAAUUAUUUGGCGCCACUCUAUGCACCAGGUCAUUGUAACUCCAUAACUAAUGUAAAUUAUACCCUAAACCAAUGGAGGAUGUCGCAACGUAAAUUACCCUUUUCAAAAUUUAAUUUGGGUAUACCCACGUUCGCUCAUAGCUGGAAUACAACAAAACCUCUAAAGAAACCACAUAUGCCAAUCACUAAGCAAUUAAAUGGUCCUGCUCCCGGUGGUUAUAACACGCAUACACCUGGUCUGCUAGCAUGGCCGGAAAUGUGUAAAAAAUUGUCAAAACUCACAAGGGUUACGAAAAAACUUUUCGGAAGUUUUGCAUAUCGUCCGGGUAUAACAAAAAAAGAACAAGGUCUCUUAAUAACCUAUGAUGAUCUUGACAAUAUUGAGGAGAAGGUGAAAUAUACCAAAUCGAAUAAAUUGCAUGGUAUUGCUCUGUUUGAUAUAACAUUAGAUGAUUUUCGUGGUAAAUGUCGUGGAGAACGAUAUGUAAUGUUGAAUGCAAUUAAGAAGCUGAUUAAAUUAAAUUGA
Messenger RNA from Musca vetustissima, 975 nucleotides. RefSeq names its product chitinase-like protein Idgf4. The record is from RefSeq and is a predicted model, not a curated record. Gene Ontology annotation, molecular function: chitin binding. The transcript is spliced from 4 exons. Gene Ontology annotation, cellular component: extracellular region. Bases 1 to 975 code for a protein of 324 amino acids. Lineage: Eukaryota; Metazoa; Arthropoda; Insecta; Diptera; Muscidae. Gene Ontology annotation, biological process: carbohydrate metabolic process; chitin catabolic process.